AUGAUAAACGGCAAUCUGAAGCGUCGCAAGGUAGACUUGGACUUUUAUCUACAUCGGGUUUUCCGAAAGAAGUCAUUCCGUCCUCUACAGCGAGAGGUAGUCACCGCAGCUGUGGAAGGCCACGAUGUCUUCCUGCAGGCAUCCACAUCCUUUGGAAAGAGCUUGUGCUUCCAAUUGCCUGCCGUCAUCAGCCAUGGCGUGACUGUCGUUGUAUGUCCUCUCCUUGCAUUGAUGACCGACCAAGUAAACGCGCUGCAAGCCUUAGGAGUAGCAGUGGCAACAAUCAAUUCGACGACCUCUCUUUCAGAGAGACGCGAGAUCCUUGCAGACCUUCUCUCAGGGCAUCCCCGAAUCCGGCUUCUUUAUGUCACCCCAGAGCUAUGCCAAACGGAGAUGUUCCGGCGAAAUCUCCAAACCAUCCAUUCCCAGGGGGAGCUGAAUCGCGUCGCCAUCGACGAGGCCCACUGCAUCAGUGAAUGGGGCCAUGACUUCCGUCCAGCGUACAAGGAACUCUCCUGGUUCAAGCGGGCCUUGAACAACCCCCCAGUUCCGAUCAGCGCCUGCACAGCGACUGCAACCCCGCGUGUCCGCAAGGAUAUCAUUAACCUCCUUGGUUUAGAUCCCGGCCGAUUGAGGAUUUUCAAUACACCAUCCGCUCGACCAAACAUCCACUACGAGAUCAAAUAUCUCCCAAAUGCUAUCGACGAUUCGGGAGACUCUGGAAAGGCCCAAGUUGACGACUUCGUCGCCUGGCUGAAGUCCAUCCAGAGCCGCCGAGAAGCCAGAUUAGGCGGAGAAAAUGCUAAUCUUCCGCCUAUAUCUGGUAUCAUUUACGUUUCCUUUAGAUCAGCCUCGGAGAACCUUGCCAGCAUUCUGUCAACAUCAUGGAACGGCAACAUCCGAGCGGUUGCUUAUCAUGCCGGUCUCUCCUCCCAGGACAGGACUCAGAUCCAGUCCCAGUGGACUUCUCCGCAGUCAAUCCCAGAACCAAACGGCCAACCCCCGGCUUUCUACAUAAUAGUCGCAACUAAUGCGUUCGGCAUGGGAAUCGAUAACCCCCAUGUUCGAUUCGUAAUCCACUGGAACUCUCCCCGAAGCUUCGAGGGGUUCGUACAGGAGUCCGGUCGUGCAGGUCGUGAUGGUCGUGCCGCCGCAUCAAUUGUAUACUACAACACCCAAGAGCGAGACAGAGCACUCGAUCGUCUCCGGCGAGACGUUGAAAAUGCCUACAACCGCGCCAACAAGAAACCAGCGAACGGAGCACCAAAGGACGAUCCUAACAGCAAUCUACAAAACCAAUACGCUCGGCUGCGGAGUUUCCAAAAAGUUGUUCGCUAUUGUGAGUCAACUAGCCGGUGCAGACAUGAGAUGAUCAAGGAGUUCUUCGGAGACCUGGAACUCGAGAGGAUGGGCUCUCAGGCCCCGAGCUCCGAAACGAGAACCGGCUCAGGCGCAUCACCGUGCGACUUUGCUUGUGACUUUUGCAAGGAAGGCCCCAGGAGUCUAACGCUUCGCAAGGCAAGGAUGGCCAUUGCGAAUGAGCUGAUGGACUGUACGCAGUGGGAUUACAUGUCAAACAUGGAGGCAAUGUAUCCGGAUGCUUUUUCCGGCUUCGACUAG
Messenger RNA from Aspergillus bombycis, 1620 nucleotides. RefSeq names its product putative RecQ family helicase RecQ. Gene Ontology annotation, molecular function: ATP binding; 3'-5' DNA helicase activity; four-way junction helicase activity. The record is from RefSeq and is a predicted model, not a curated record. Lineage: Eukaryota; Fungi; Ascomycota; Eurotiomycetes; Eurotiales; Aspergillaceae. Gene Ontology annotation, cellular component: cytoplasm; chromosome. Bases 1 to 1620 code for a protein of 539 amino acids. Gene Ontology annotation, biological process: double-strand break repair via homologous recombination. The transcript is spliced from 4 exons.